Molecule: messenger RNA, 4534 nt
Organism: Elgaria multicarinata webbii
Lineage: Eukaryota; Metazoa; Chordata; Lepidosauria; Squamata; Anguidae
Gene: EPHX2
Product: epoxide hydrolase 2
Exons: 19
Coding region: 33-1730 (565 amino acids)
Biological process (GO): phospholipid dephosphorylation; cholesterol homeostasis
Cellular component (GO): peroxisome
Molecular function (GO): magnesium ion binding; lipid phosphatase activity
Source: RefSeq, a predicted model, not a curated record
UCUUACCCUCUCCCCGCUCCGUCAGAGCGGCGAUGGCGGCCAAGUGGCGUGUGGUGCUCUUCGACCUGGGCGGCGUCCUUCUCGGCACCGGCUUACCGGGGCUCUUCCGGCGCUUCGAGCAGUCCCUGGGCCUGUCCCAUGGUUUCUUCCAAAAGGUCAUCCAGCAUGGUGACCUUGAUGGACCUUUUUCCCGAGUGAUGACUGGCCAGAUUGGACUAACGCAGUUGAUUGCCGAGUUUGAAGAAGACUGCAAGAAAGUUGCUGCAGCUUCUGGAAACUCCCUCCCAAAAACGUUCUCCGUGGCUCGGAUCUUUGAGGAAAUGGCGACCGGAGACAGCUUCAACUCACGCGUUCUGCAAGCUGCUCUGAUUCUCAAAAACAACGGCUUCAAGAUCGCUGUCCUGACAGACAACUGGAUUGACGACACCCCUGACAGGCACCGCACGGCGUUUGCCUUCUGCCUGCUGAGGCGACACUUCGACAGGGUGAUCGAGUCGUGCCGUCUUGGUCUGCAAAAACCAGAUCCCAGGAUUUAUGAGUAUGCGCUGGCUGAGCUGAAGGCAAAACCCGAGGAGGUUAUUUUUCUGGAUGACAUUGGGGCGAACUUGAAGCCUGCACGGGCGAUGGGGAUCACCACCAUCCUUGUGAAAGAUGCUGACUCCGCCGUAAAGGAGCUGCAGGAGCUGACGGGCGUUCAGCUUCUUGGCCAGGAAGAAAACUUGCCUCUCGCUUGUGAUCCAGAGAAUGUGGCCCAUGGAUAUGUAACCAUCAAGCCUCAGACCCAGUUGCACUUCGUGGAGAUGGGUAGUGGGCCGGUCGUUUGCCUCUGCCACGGCUUCCCCGAGUCCUGGUUUUCUUGGAGGUACCAGAUUCCUGCUCUAGCGGAGGCCGGCUUCCGUGUCAUUGCCUUGGAGAUGAAAGGCUACGGAGACUCCACAGCGCCAGUGGCUAUAGAAGAAUAUUCCCAGGAAGAAAUAUGCAAGGAUUUGGUGGUCUUCCUGGACAAAAUGGGCAUCUCCCAGGCCACCUUCAUCGGCCAUGAUUGGGGCGGAGCCACUGUGUGGCUCAUGGCUCUUUUUUAUCCAGAACGUGUCAAGGCUGUGGCUGGGCUCAAUACUCCCUACAAACCUGCAAAUCCCGAAGUGGAUAUAAUGAAGCUGCUGGAAUCCGUUCCUGUCUUCGAUUAUCAGCUCUACUUCCAGAAGCCGGGCGUAGCGGAGGCUGAAUUGGAAAAGGACGUGAGGAGGACCCUGGAGAUCAUGGUGCGGUCGAGCAAGAAGGAGGACCGUAUGGCGGGCGUUUCUGUGGACGUCAGCAGCGUGCGGAAGCGAGGUGGGCUGCUGGUGGGACUUCCUGAAGACCCUCCCCCAAGUUCGCUCCUGCCGGAGCCUGUGCUCCAGUACUACGUCCAGCAGUAUCGAAAAUCUGGAUUCAGGGGGCCACUGAACUGGUACCGAAAUUUGCAGGCCAACUGGAACUGGGAUGCCUCGGCCCGAGGCAGAAAGAUCAGAGUUCCUGCUUUGAUGGUUACGGCUGGGAAGGACAAAGUUCUCCAUCCGGGUAUGAGCAAAUACAUGGAGGAGUCGAUUCCACAUCUUAGUCGUGGACAUAUUGAAGACUGUGGACACUUCACACAAAUGGAGAGGCCGGCAGCUGUAAACAAGAUUCUGAUUGAAUGGCUGAAGGAGGUUCACAAGGACACGUCGAUGCAGACCGCUGCCAAGCUCUGAGCAGAACUUCAGCCCCCGUCCUGACUGAAUUGCUGCCAGUUGGUUUUGGGGGGCUUGGGGGGGGGGGGUAGGAGAAGUUCACGGAGGAUUUGUUCUGGAGCUCUCUCUGCCUCAUUGCUUUGAGAAAUGAAAUGUAUUUUCAUGUUGAUGACGGGUGGAAAGCUGUUGUAUUGGAAGGGGGAUGCAUUAUUAGCAACAGAAAAUGGACUAAAUAUCACAUUUAAGAGCCCAAAUGGCUGCAAGAAAGGCCAAUGCUAUUUUGGGCUGCGUUAAUAGAAGUAGAGCUUCCAAAUCGCGUGAGGUACUGGUUCCUCUCUAUUCAGCCCUGGUUAGGCCUCAUCUAGAGUAUUGCGUCCAGUUCUGGGCUCCACAAUUCAAGAAGGACGCAGACAAGCUGGAGCGUGUUCAGAGGAGGGCAACCAGGAUGAUCAGGGGUCUGGAAACAAAGCCCUAUGAAGAGAGACUGAAAGAGCUGGGCAUGUUUAGCCUGGAGAAGAGAAGAUGGAGGGGAGACAUGAUAGCACGCUUCAAAUACUUAAAAGGUUGUCACACAGAGGAGGGCCAGGAUCUCUUCUCGAUCCUCCCAGAGUGCAGGACACGGAAUAACGGGCUCAAGUUAAAGGAAGCCAGAUUCCAGCUGGACGUCAGGAAAAACUUCCUGACUGUUAGAGAAGUACGACAAUGGAACCAGUUACCUAGGGAGGUUGUGGGCUCUCCCACACUAGAGGCCUUCAAGAGGCAGCUGGACAACCCUCUGUCAGGGAUGCUUUAGGGGGGAUUCCUGCAUUGAGCAGGGGGUUGGACUCGAUGUCCUUGUAGGCCCCUUCCAACUCUGCUUUUCUAUGAUUCUAUGAUUCUAUGAAAUGCACCAUCCUGGAAAAAUGCGUAUACGCCACAUGAGGUUUUGCUAUCUCUUGGUCCUCAGCUCCUUUGACGCUGCCGAAACUUAAUAGGAGGGAGAAGAAAAUUAACUUUAAAUGUCCAAGGAAACUCACCGGAGCCCGGUUGAGACAUUGCAUUCCUUAUCCAGUGCAACAUGAUGUCUUAGAUUGGCUGUGAGCUCCAGUCCUCCUCCUCCUCCUUCUCGUGCAACAAGCUUCAUAGAAUCAUAGAAUCGCAGAGUUGGAAGGGGCCUACAAGGCCAUCGAGUCCAACCCUCUGCUCAAUGGAGGAAUCCACCCUAAAGCAUCCCUGACAGAUGGUGGUCCAGCUGCCUCUUGCAUGCCUCCUGGUUUGCGAAGGCUGCAGGUGGAACCCUGAUUUGCAAUCCUCAUCUCUAGGGUGUGCAGUCAAGGGGAAAGUGGUUUAGCAAAGCCAGGAGGGUCUCCUCUGGAGCCGAGGGAGAGGGAGGACCUGAACGUCGUUCUUGUUCCAGAUCCAACAGGCCACGCUUUGCUCACUGAAUUGGAAUGCGGUUUCUCAUCCUUGGGGCUUGAUUCAGGUUUUUUAAAAAAGUUUUAUUUCGUUUUGGGUUUUUGCAAUGGGCCUUCUCAUUGCAAAAGAAGUGGCUUGCGUUUUUUGAGUGAUCAUUGUUGCAUCUGCCGCCUUUAUGGGCUCAACAGUAACUGCUGGGCUUCGGUUCUUUAAUCAGCCAAUGACACUAGAGAGACAGACCCAAACAGUGCUUCUGCUUAGUGCACAUGCAGAGAGACAGCAAGGAGGUGGCCCUUCUGAUCUUCCUGUCUCUCGCAGAAGGAUGAGGACCGUGGACCACAGGAAUCCGCCUCUACGGAAUUCAGCCUUGUCAUGGGUUCAUCCAGCCCAGGAUUUUCUCUUCUUCCUGGCAGGGAUUUUCUGAGGCAAAGGCCUUUCCCAGCCUGGGUACCAGAAGCCCUUUCACCUGGCCUGUGUACCCGCUUUGAUUUUGCAGGAGUACACGCCGUGCUACCCAGGUGCCAAAUUCAGCUUCCUGAUUAUGUUGGCUUCAUGAAUUCAGCUUCCUGAUUAUCUUGGCUUCAAUAUAACAAACACACAGAGCUUCCUGGUUAUUUUACUUUCAAUAUAGGUAUUGGUAUCUUGGCAUCAAAUAUAUGCGCCAAGAUAAUCAGGAGAGACUGAAAGAACUGGGCAUGUUUAGCCUGGAGAAGAGACGAUUGAGGGGAGACAUGAGAGCACUCUUCAAAUACUUCAAAGGUUGUCACACAGAGGAGGGCCAGGAUCUCUUCUCGAUCCUCCCAGAGUGCAGGACACGGAAUAACGGGCUCAAGUCAAAGGAAGCCAGAUUCCAGCUGGACAUCAGGAAAAAUUUCCUGACUGUUAGAGCAGUACGGCAAUGGAAUCAGUUACCUAGGGAGGUGGUGGGCUCUCCCACCCUAGAGGCCUUCAAGAGGCAGCUGGACAACCAUCUGUCAGGGAUGCUUUAGGGUGGAUUCCUGCAUGGAGCAGGGGGUUGGACUCGAUGGCCUUGUAGGCCCCUUCCAACUCUGCUAUUCUAUGAUUCUAGGAAGCUGAAUUUAUUGAAGCUAAGAUAAUCAGGAAGCUUCCUGAUUAUCUUGAAGCCAAGAUACAUACAUACAUCUGAACGAUACGCUCGCAAGUGGUGGUUGGGCCAUGCCUGCUGAAAUCUGAGAAGCAGGGAGGUGGUUGAAUGAGAUGUUCAGGGAUUAAGGGCGGGACAAGGGGGGACGGCUACUGGGCCCUGUCUCUUCGCUCCUCCCCAUGACUAGCAAAACAGGAACAAAUCGGGCAGAAUAAGAGAUGCGAGACAAAUUCUUGGAUUCUGAAUUUGUAUUCAGAAUUUUUAUCACACUGCCCUGCCUAACUUCGGCUAUUGGGCAGUAUAGAAAUAAAAUAAACAUAAAAUA